AUGAUGAAUUCACUAAUUCGCCGGCCAUUUUCUAUUGCUGUUCAACGAUUCUGCCAUCGGAGCUUCUCCGCUUCACUUCCAUAUGUUAAUGAUGAACUGAAAGCUAGUCGCGUGGAAGGGGGCACUAAUAUUCAUCCAUUGGCCGUUGUUCAUCCGGAUGCCAUUUUAGGGCAGGGUGUUUCCAUUGGUCCUUUUUGCACCGUUGGACCUUUUGCGAAGUUGGGAAAUUCUUGUCAAUUAUAUCCUGGGAGUCAUGUUUCUGGAAAUACAGAGCUAGGAGAUAGCUGCACUGUGAUGAUGGGUGCUGUAGUUGGUGAUGAUCUUCCAGGCCGUACAGUUAUUGGAUAUAACAACAUUAUUGGGCAUCAUGCUGUCGUGGGCAUCAAGUGUCAGGAUAUGAAAUACAAGCCAGGGAAUGAAUGUUUUCUUGAGAUUGGUGACAACAACGAGAUAAGGGAAUAUUCAUCUAUUCAUAGGUCUUCACAUCCAGACGAAAGAACAGUUAUUGGGGAUAACAAUCUUAUGAUGGGAUCUUGUCACAUAGCCCAUGACUGCAAAGUGGGUAACUGUAACAUUUUCGCAAAUAAUACUCUAUUGGCUGGCCAUGUUACUGUGGAGGACUAUACUCACACAGCAGGGGCAACAGUUAUACAUCAGUUUUGUCAUAUAGGUUCUUUUUCAUUUAUAGGUGGUGGCUCAGUGGUUUCUCAAGAUGUUCCAAACUACACAAUGGUCUCUGGCGAACGAGCUGAAUUACGUGGAUUAAAUGUAGAAGGUCUAAGGCGUCGUGCAUUCUCGAAUGUGGAGAUCAGGAGCUUGAGAAUGGCUUAUAGAAAAGUUUUUAUGCCUAGUGAUGAAAAUUUACAUAGUAUCGAAGACCGCCUGAGUGAAUUGGAUAAAGAUAACGAAUUGGGUCAAGUCCCGGUCGUUCGUACUAUGUUACAAUCCAUUCGAGAUUCGUUUAUGGAGGGACGUCGUGGGAUAUGCAAGUUUAGGUCAUGGACUGGAUCUUAA
This is a messenger RNA of Striga hermonthica, 1014 nucleotides long. Lineage: Eukaryota; Viridiplantae; Streptophyta; Magnoliopsida; Lamiales; Orobanchaceae. The record is from the annotation of a GenBank genome assembly.